AUGGCACCUUCGGCUAUUGCAACGACCCCUGAGGACUAUGCAUCUCUAUCGUCCUUGAAAGCAAACUACACCCCCCGUCUCGAAGAAAGCCACAAUGGAAAGGCUCUAUCCAAGGCCAUGAUCGGCCGUGCUCUGCAGCAGCGUGUGCAGGGCAUCGACGAAGAUACUUGCGAGCCCGGCGAAGAGGACGCUUUCUUCGUCGCCGACAUGGGCGACAUCUACCGCCAGCACCUGCGCUGGAAGAAGCACCUCAACCGCGUCAAGCCCCACUACGCCGUCAAAUGCAAUCCCGACCCUCAGGUCCUGCGCCUGCUGGCUGCAAUGGGCACCGGUUUUGAUUGCGCCUCCAAGGCUGAGAUUGAUAUGGUCCUCCGCCUCGGUGUCGACCCCUCUCGCAUCAUCUACGCCCAGCCCUGCAAGACCAAGUCUUACGUCCGCUACGCUUCCAAGCAAGGCGUGCGCCAGAUGACUUUUGACAACUCCGACGAGCUUUACAAGAUCAAGGAACUCUUCCCCGACGCCGAACUAUACCUCCGCAUCCUUACCGAUGACUCGGCCAGUCUUUGCCGUCUGAGUCUCAAGUUUGGCGCCUCGCUCGACGACACGGGUGAUCUUCUUGCUCUCGCCAGAAAGCUCGAUCUCAACGUCGUUGGUGUCGCUUUCCACGUCGGCUCAGGCGCUUCCGACCCAGCAGCCUUCCUGAAGGCCGUCCGCGAUGCUCGCUUCGUCUUCGAUCAGGCCAAUGCCCUUGGUUACGACCUCAAGACCCUGGACGUGGGCGGCGGUUUCGUCAGCGAGACUUUCGACGACAUGGCCGCUGUUCUCUCAGUCGCCCUGGACGAAUACUUCCCUCCCAGCGUGCGCGUCAUCGGCGAGCCCGGUCGCUACUACGUUUCCUCCGCCUUCACCAUCGCCUGCAACGUUAUUGCCCGCCGCUCGGUCGAAGACAAGGCUCUUGGAGUAAACAGCUACAUGCUCUACCUCAACGACGGCGUGUACGGCAACUUCAGCUCCAUCAUGUUCGACCACCAACACCCCAUCCCGCGCGUCCUCAAGGCCCAGAACGAUACCCUGGCUACCUACAACAACCACUCUGAUGCAGUUGCCGCUUAUGACGCUGCCACCAAGCUGCCUUUGGAAUACUCCAUCUGGGGCCCUACUUGCGAUGGCAUUGAUUGCAUCUCUGAGUCCUGGACUUGUGCUCAAACUCUUGAUGUGGGCGAUUGGCUGUACUUUGAGGAUAUGGGCGCAUACACCAAGUGCAGUGCUACCAAGUUCAAUGGGUUCAGCGACACUCACCACACUGUUUACAUCUCCAGCGAGCCCGGCGCUUCUGCUUUGCUUGGAUACUAG
Messenger RNA from Aureobasidium pullulans EXF-150, 1353 nucleotides. Its product is annotated as ornithine decarboxylase-like protein. Bases 1 to 1353 code for a protein of 450 amino acids. Gene Ontology annotation, cellular component: cytoplasm. Gene Ontology annotation, molecular function: ornithine decarboxylase activity. Lineage: Eukaryota; Fungi; Ascomycota; Dothideomycetes; Dothideales; Saccotheciaceae. The transcript has a single exon. The record is from RefSeq and is a predicted model, not a curated record.